AUGUCGUCCAAGCUUGAUAAACCUAUGUUACACAUGUCGCUGGAAGAAGAAGAUGACGAACCCUGUGUGCUACCUGACCGUCCGGAGUUCUACUCUACGGAGAGGAACGAGAUGAGUUUGGUGGGGAGGCUUCUGAAUCCGAAGUGUCAAAGAAUGGAAGAUCUGAUCUGUGAAAUGCCAAGGAAAUGGCAGCUGUAUAAUCGAGUGAAGGGGGUGGCUUUGUCUAAGGAAAAGUUUCAGUUUAUCUUCAAACAUGAGCAAGAUCUGUUGGAAGUUCUGAACAGAGGCGCUCACACUUGUGAGAACUGGUCGAUUGUGAUAGACAGGUGGGUAGCGAAACCGCCUGAGGAUUAUCUGCAGCACAUGAAGGUGUGGGUUCAGAUGAGGAACAUUCCUGUAAACCAUUACACGCCAGGAACUAUAUCCUACUUGGGAGAAUUUGCUGGUCAAGUUAUCGAUGUUCCUUAUGAUCCUGAGAAAGCGCAGUACAAAGACUAUGUAAGAGUCUUAGUGAAGUUUUAUGUGUCUAAACCACUACGAAGAUCCAAGAAGCUUACACUGCCUGGGGGUGAAGUGGUGAAUAUCUUAUAUGACUAUGAGAGGGUUCAAAAGAGGUGCUAUACAUGUCAAAGGCUCACUCAUGAACAAUCUCAAUGUCCCUUUGAGGUGAAGAGUAAGAUGGGUGGAACUCAAGAAGAAGCCUCUUCCGCAGGAAGCAAGAGAACAGAGCUGAUAGAAAAACUGGAUGAAUCUGACCCUUUAUUUGGAGUUCUGCCAGAGAAUCAAGUUGGAAGGGACCCGAUUUCUGGAAGACCGAAGAUUGCAGAAGAAGUUCUCCAAGGGAUGAGACAGUACUUGCUGGCAGCGGAGGGCCCGGAAAAGCUGGCUAGAGAAGAUAGAGUGAGGAAAUCCAUUGAAGACUUGAAGGAUGACCCCUUAGGUCAGAAGACUUUUCUUAGAUUGGAACCGGCUCCAACUAUUUCAAACGCUCUGGACAAGGGAAAAGGAGUGGUGUACGACUUCAGUGCUCAGAAGAAGCAAGUUGUAAACCCAGAAAAGCUAAUGGCCAGUGCCAUAUCAGCUGGUAUGAAGGUGCUUCAAUCUGGGAAGGUGGUGUCUGAGCUCCCGGUCUCUGAAUCAACGUUAUACUCAUCUGAGUUUCUCCAUGAGGGUUCAACAGGUUAUAGUGUGGGUUUCUAUGAAACAAACACUUCCGGGACCUCUCUAAAGAAACCUAAAAGUAGAAAAAGGCCAGGAACAUUCAAGAGAAAAGGAAAUGGGAAGAAGGUGAUGGAAGAGGCUGCUGCCACAGGGAUAAAAAUCGGAGAAGGAGUAGUAACUGAUACAAAGAGGAAGGCACCAGAAGAUGUCGAGCCAUCUAAACGCUCUGCAAGGUUUAAGAAACCAUUGGUGGUCCCAAAUGAGGGACCGUCCAAUAUUUAA
Molecule: messenger RNA, 1443 nt
Organism: Raphanus sativus (radish)
Lineage: Eukaryota; Viridiplantae; Streptophyta; Magnoliopsida; Brassicales; Brassicaceae
Exons: 1
Coding region: 1-1443 (480 amino acids)
Source: RefSeq, a predicted model, not a curated record